Hydra vulgaris (swiftwater hydra) is the source of this 2983-nucleotide messenger RNA. RefSeq lists its product as uncharacterized. NCBI's taxonomy places the organism in Eukaryota, Metazoa, Cnidaria, Hydrozoa, Anthoathecata, Hydridae. Gene Ontology annotation, molecular function: 3'-5'-RNA exonuclease activity. The record is from RefSeq and is a predicted model, not a curated record.
UUUAUAAAGUUUCUGGAUUUCCGUGUUUUUCCAAACUACGCUAUAUGCAUAAAGGAAAGAGUGUUUAAAAGCUAGCUAAAAAAUAAAGUGUCAAUUUUUAUUAUAUUUUUUCGUUUAAAGUGAAGGUUAAACUUGUUUAUAGUUAUACAAUUUUCAAAAAAUUGCGAUUUUUUCACUGUUAAGGAAUCCUGCCAAAAUAGAUGGACCACAAGACUGCAAAAGAUAUUUGCGUUUUAAUUAAUUCAUAUAAAUGCCAAUCGAAGCCUUUGUUUAAUGGUGACAUUUACAAAAUUUUUUCUGAAAAUAAUUUCAAAUUAUCAAAAACUUGUCUGAAAUUAAAAAAACUGAACAUUGGACCUCAAAAUGCAUCUGAUUUUAAAGUAUUCUCCAACAAUAUAAGAUACUUGCAUAAAAAGAUAAAAAUCUUUAAAAAAAACCCUAUCCAGUCAUGGGCUGCUAUUGUUAAUUUUUUGCAGCAACCAUUUAAAUAUGAAAGAAAAAGAAAUAGUUCUAAUACAAUUAUUCACUUAAACGUUGCAAGUGAUUUAAAUAUUGCUUCAGACACAAUGCAGAGAGUAAAGUGUGGUUCAUGCAAAAUAAAAAAAGAUGAAAUACGUAGUUUACAAGAAAAAAACAGAAAAUUGCAGCAGAGAGUUCGUUUUUUGAAAAAAUCAAUGACCUGUAACAAGCUUACAAACAAAAAAUUUAAAAGACAGUAUUUUUCACUAAAUUUGUGGAAAUUGAAAUAUUCAGAAGAAAAAAAAAAAAAAACAGUUCAACAAAAUAAGUUUCAUUCUCUAGAUUUCAUUAAUGAAUUGAGAAUUCUUAAAAUUAGUAGAACGAAGUUGCAACAAAAUGUUAAAAAGAUAGAAAAGAAACACAAAAUUGCGAUCAAAGAAUUACAGGAACAGAUAAAAAUCAAAGAGCAAGAAAAUAAACAACUUGUAGAACAAAAUCAUUAUUUAACUAGUAUUGUUUUAGAAAAAAAAAAAGAUAAUAGGUUACUUAUAGAAACCAAAAAAUUAAAAACAUAUGACCUACCCAUAAGAAAAUGUGUUUAUGCUGCUAUUAUUAACAAUGUGCCUGUGGAAAGCGUCUCAUUUUUGUUAGAAAAAAUUUCUGAACUGUUACACAACACAGAACUGCAAGAAACACCUCACUCAUCCACAGUAAAUCGAAUGGCAUAUGAGCCAGGUGUUUUAGCAUUGGUUCAGGCUGGUGAGGCACUUUUUCAUUGUGAAUGUGCAACAGUAGUGUUUGAUGCAACCACCGUUUUAGACAAACAUGUAAAUGAGUUCCUUAUCAGUACCUAUCCUCCGCAGAGAUGUUAUUCCUUAUCAACCGCUAAACUUGCUGGAGGCACAGGAUUUGACUGUGCCACUCAUAUUGUCAGUGUAAUAAAAGAACUUGCCAAUACAUUUGCAGAGUUUAAAAAUAUGCCAGCAGUAGAAGUUUUAGAUGUUUUCACUCAAAAAAUCAAAAGUUGUCUGUCAGACAGAGCACCUGUUAAUAGUUGUGUGAAAAACAUGCUUCAGGAAGAGAUGGACAUUCAAUUAAUGCAACUGUACUGCAAUGUUCAUCCAUUGGAAACUAUUGCCUUAAAAGCAUUAUUAGCUCUUAAAACAAUAGAUAAUGAGUUGAAUAUAAAACCAGCUAAAGGAACUGAUGGGGUUGCAGUAACAGUCCUCAAAAAUAUUUCUAAGCUAAGGUAUAGUUUUAAAGGCGAUCCUGCAGCAUUCAAAAGCUAUCUUAAAAAAAACAAUGUUGCUCCAGGGCUAUUCCUUAGAUAUGUUGGUAGUAGAUUUCAUGUUUUGUUCCAUAUGGCAGGGAUUGUUGUUACAUACGAAAGACUUAUAAAAACCUUUCUUGAAAACAACACCAAAAAUAAAAUUUGCCAACACUUACUUCAAGAUAUGAGUAAUGAUAUAACGCUUGUGCAACUGCAAGGGUUGGGCCUGAUAGGAAAAAUAAUAACUGGGCCAUGGAUGAGUCUGGUUUAUAAAAAUGCAACAGGAAAGAGUAAUCUUGAGUUUGGUGACAUUUUCCAUAAAGCAAUAAGGAAAUUAGCUUACUUCAAAAGUAAUCCAGAAUCAAUUCUUUAUACAGAUGUGGAUAUUUUUAGUCAAGUAUUAAAUAUCAAAAAAGAUAAGGUACACCAAUCCCUUCGUGUAAAAAAAAUAAAAAUAUUUUGGUAAAGAUUUUAUCAGCUUUAAUAAGCUACACAGAGACAGUUCUCAAAAGACAGAUGGCCAGGUAUUUGACUGGCAAUCUCUCAAAUCCAUCUAAAGAAAUGAUAAAAACCACACUAUCUGCUCCACCUCAUACAAUGGAGGCUGAAAGGAUCUUAGGGAUGCUUGAUUUUUUUUUGCGUCGUGCUCCUAAUGCUACUUUUGGUUUUCUGGAUUCUAAAAUAAAAGCCAGGGUAAACAAAACAUUAACAUGGCUUGAUGAGAAAACAUUGCCAGAACAAGAAGAUCUUAUUCAAUUUGUAAUUCGCAGAGGAGCUUUAGCGUGUCAAGCCUCUAAAAAUUUUAAUAAUCUUUUGUAUGAAGAAAUAGGAAAAAGAUGCGCCAAAGCUAAUUUAAAAAAAGAGCGUCUGGAAAGAAAGCGACUAGAGAAGGAUAUUAAAAGAGCAAUAGCUGAAAAUGCCAAAACCACAAAUCCUCUUUUUGUUAAUAUUGAUGAAAAACAAAAACGAAUUUUAGGAGUAAUUUUGAAAAAUGGAAACUUGAUAGGGCAGCUCUUAAGCCAUAAAUGGGAGCUAGAUGAUGGUAAUAUACAUUUAUUUUUUGGUAGAAUUGUUGAUCAGAAGGUAGCAACAAAAAAAAAAUCUUUUACAUACACAAUAGGAUAUUGGAAAGUCAAUGAAGAUGAAGCUGAAGAUAUUGACAUAAGCCAGGAAGGAGUUAUAGCAGAUCUAAUACUUAAAGACUUGGAGUUCAUUUAAAAAUUACUAUAAUAUAUUAGGCAUUAUUAUCUUUUA